Molecule: messenger RNA, 907 nt
Organism: Myzus persicae (green peach aphid)
Lineage: Eukaryota; Metazoa; Arthropoda; Insecta; Hemiptera; Aphididae
Exons: 4
Coding region: 447-797 (116 amino acids)
Source: RefSeq, a predicted model, not a curated record
CCACGCAAACAUGGUAUACAGAAAAGUACCGGCAUUCAUAAUCCAUGGUUGCCGGUUGUCCGGUUAUCAAAUUUGUAUUACCGCCUUAUCAUUACUUGGGCACAUCGCACAUGGCAGUGUAGCACAUAAACAGUGAGAAAUAAAAUAGUAAUGCACGUAAUAUGAAUUUAGAAUAUUUCCGAUUUUUAUUCGUUGUAUAGUUUAAGAGUUUUUGUUUCAUCGUGAAGGGCCGUUAUAAUUGAUCCAAUUCAUCGUAGUUUUUAUUAAAUAGUUAAAAUUUACUUAAUUCUUAGUGUUGAAAUAAUAUCUGGCAACUUUAAGUCACCAAUAAUUGAAAUUGGACUGUGCUUCCAAUUAAACGUUUUGUUGUAUAAAUUCAUAUUUCCUCAUCAAUAGAAUAUAAUUACUAAUUAGUAGUCUGGUUUCUGUGAAAAAAUAAAAAUUUAAUGGCGAAAAAUAAGUCAAAAAAAAAUGUAAACCAAACAGAUACAGAAGCUAUAAAGAAAAAAAAACUGACUAGUAGAAAAAAAAAAGCUCUUAUAAAAAUUAUAGAAAAAAAACAAAAGAGCCAAAAGAGAUCUGAAAUGUUAAAUGAAUUAAAGAGUUUUGAACUUUCAGCACCUUCUUUGUCUUUGAUGACAUCUAUAAGUCAAACACAAACAAGUGGAUUGAGAAAUGCAUUAAAAGAAAAAAAAAAAUGUCGAACACCUAAGCCUAAAGAAGUAGAUAGGAGCUCAGAUGAAAUGACAGUUGAUGAAGAUGUUGGUUCAGAAGUUGACGAGGAUGAAAUAGCAUAAUAAUUUAAUUAUACAACUCAAAUCAUUUUGUAGUCAGUAACCCUUUUACAAUGGUGGCCAUAUUAACUUGACUUCUUUAUGUGCUGCUUGUGGUAACCAUAUUAAAUAUU